Molecule: messenger RNA, 402 nt
Organism: Durusdinium trenchii
Lineage: Eukaryota; Dinophyceae; Suessiales; Symbiodiniaceae
Source: the annotation of a GenBank genome assembly
AUGGCCGCGGAGAAGUGGCGCGGCUUUUGCUGGGAGCCAGCGCAGCGGUGGAUGCUAAGAGCGGCUUUGGCCCGGGUCCUCGGGUCUGGGAGUUUGUGGGACGGGGAGAUCUUGGGCGCCUCGAAGGCCAUUGGGCUCCUUUGUGGCCUUGAUGAGAUUAGAAGUGAAACUCCACUCCACCAUGCAGCAGGAGAGGGUCGUGGAGAUUUGGUGCGGCUUUUGCUGGGAGCCAGGGCAGCGGUGGAUGCUAAGAGCGGCUGUAGCGAGACGCCGCUGGAUGCCGCAAGAAAUUCAGGCCACACCGAAGUUGUGAGGAUCCUGGAGGCCCCAACGAAGGGCAAAGGAAAGCAGCAUGGGCAGAAGAGCGCUGCCGCCCAUACGCGCGGAUCAGAUGCGAGCUGA